AUGGCUGAAUCAAGUCCUGCUAACUCACCUAGUCAAAGUAGAAGACAAAGCGGCGAUAAUGAUUACCUUGUAAGUCCGGUAACCCCCGUGUCACCUAGCACGACACAUUCCAUCUUGUCACAUCUGUUGAAGAAAGACAGCCGCGAAAGGGAGCCUUUAAUCAAGAGACACAAAUCUAAAGAUUAUAAUUCCACAACCAAUAACAGUUCAGCAACAUUAACAGAUCCAGAAUUAGGUAGUGAUCAAGAACCUACACAUCCUUUGGAUAACCAGCGAAAAGGUCCUAAAGAGUUUUGUCAGAUCAAAAAUAAACUUUCAGAUCCACAAAGCUGGAUUACAUGUUUCACACAGCCAAUUGGUUAUAUACCUGCAGUCAUCCUAGGUCUACUGCUCAAUCUAUUGGAUGCUAUCUCUUACGGUAUGAUCACUUUUCCUCUAAACAAUCCUAUAUUUGCUUCGUUUGGUCCCGAAGGCAUAUCCAUGUUCUUUGUCAGUUGUAUCAUUUCUCAGAUUGUGUAUUCAUGUGGCGGAAGUGCAUUUAAGGGAGGAAAUGGAAGUAUGAUGAUUGAAGUUGUUCCAUUUUUACACAUCAUAGCCGAGAAAAUUGUGUCAGUUGCUGGACAAGAUAAUCCCACCGUAGUUAUACCCUCAACAUUGGUUGCCUUUGCACUCAGUAGUAUCAUGACAGGUCUGGCGUUUUUUUUGCUGGGUGCAUUGAAAUUGGGUUCAUUGAUUGGUUUCUUUCCUCGUCACAUCUUGGUCGGUACAAUUGGUGGUGUCGGUUGGUUCUUGGUUGCAACAGGUAUUGAAGUUUCAGGGAGACUAGAAAGUAGUAUUGAGUACACCAUUCCAAUGUUCAGAAAGGUCUUUAUGGAUUUUCAUGUGCUUUCAUUAUGGUCCUCCGCAUUGGCUGUCGCAAUUUUGCUGAGAAUAAUUCAACACCGUAUUGCAUCUCCAAUGGUGGUACCUGUAUUUUUUAUGGUGUUACCAAUUGCCUUUUAUAUCUUUGUGUUUAUAUUCGGUUUGGACGUGCAGGCAGUAAGAGAUGCAGGAUGGAUUUUCCCGUUAGUUGAAAACAAUACACCUUUUUGGCAUUUCUAUACCUAUUACAAUUUCAAAUUGGUGGAUUGGAAAGCAGUUGCUGAGACUAUCCCUGCUAUGCUGGCAUUAACCUUUUUUGGUGUUUUGCAUGUCCCAAUCAACGUACCUGCCUUGGGUGUCUCUACAAAUAAAGACGAUGUCGAUGUAAAUAGAGAAUUAGUUGCUCAUGGUAUUUCAAAUGCCGUUUCAGGUUUAUUUGGUUCUGUUCAAAAUUAUCUUGUAUAUACAAACUCCUUGCUUUUUAUUCGUUCGGGUGGAGAUAGCAGAGUAGCAGGUUUGAUGUUGGCAGGUGCAACGGCCAUUCUUUGGAUGGUUGGCCCGUGGAUUGUUGGAUAUAUUCCCGUCAUGGUCGUUGGUAGUUUAAUUUUCCAUCUCGGUUUGGACUUGCUUAAAGAGGCCCUUGUCGAUACUUGGAACUCUGUGCAUUAUCUCGAAUACAUUACGAUAUGUGCCAUUAUUGCUUGUAUGGCUGCAUUGGGCUUUGUUGAAGGUAUCUUAGUUGGUAUUAUCAUGGCUUGCGUUUUUUUCGUUGUCCAAAAUGCACGCCGAAGUGAAGCUAUCAGGGCCACCUAUACUGGUCAAUAUAUGAGAUCUACUGUCCGAAGAUUAUAUCGUCAAGAAAAAUUCUUAAAAGAAGUAGGCGGACAAAUUCAGGUUGUAAAACUACAGGGUUACCUCUUUUUUGGAACCAUUGACCAGGUGGAGCGUGCGAUUCGUGAAAUGUUGGACGAACAUGAAUGGGAUAAACACCCGAUCCGAUUCUUGAUCCUUGAUCUCCAGCUUGUACAGGGUUUGGAUUUCAGUGCCGCCGAGGCCUUUGUUCGUAUUCGUCGCUUAUUGCGUGCUCGUCAGGUCUACAUGAUUGUGUGUAAUGUUGCGCGCAAAUCAGAUGAGGAAAAAGCCUUGAUGAAGGCAGGUAUUUGGGUUGAUCAUGCUCAGCAACACGAUGAAGGCGAUCUCAAAUGCUUUGAAUAUAUCAAUGAUGCUCUCGAAUGGUGUGAAAAUGUUUUAUUAACUACCUUUUUCGAAAAGAAACCGAACCAUCUGCAAGUUUUAUCCGGGACUCCUGCUGCCAGUGUACCUAUAACAAAUAAACCAUAUUCCUUCUCGGAUAGAUUAGCAUCUGCCGGGUCUCCUCGUCAUCAUAUGGUGACAAAUGCAAUUCAUCAUGUAUUUAGUGAAGCCCACUCGCCUAUUGUUCACAGUAACACUACUCAGCCUACACUUAUCCUUGUCCAAGCAUUUGGUGAGAUUGGCCAAGGCAAUGUCCAAAUCGAAUUUUUCCAUAAGUUAAGCAAAUACUUUGAAAGAACUACAUGUGACAAAGACCAUACAAUUUAUCGUGAAGGAGAUCCAUGUGAAUAUCUUCUUGUGCUCGAGCAAGGAUCAUUACGCAGCCUAAUGCACGUCUUGAAGGAACAGGUGACAGUGGAAACAAUAUUGCCAGGCACAGUGGUUGGAGAAAUGGGUAUGUUUAUCGGUAGUCGUAUCCGUACACGAUCAUUACUCGCAGAACAAGAUUCUGUUUAUUGGAAAUUGACACGCGAAUCAUUUGACCGAAUGUGUAAAGAUGACGCCGAGAUGGCCAAUCAGUUCAUUCUGUUGACCUUAUACUUCUCUUCUGAAAGAUUGGAUACCAUGACAAGAUACGCCUUCCAUUUGCAUUAA
Messenger RNA from Mucor mucedo, 2769 nucleotides. Its product is annotated as sulfate transporter family-domain-containing protein. The coding region runs from base 1 to 2769 and encodes 922 amino acids. NCBI's taxonomy places the organism in Eukaryota, Fungi, Mucoromycota, Mucoromycetes, Mucorales, Mucoraceae. Gene Ontology annotation, cellular component: membrane. The record is from RefSeq and is a predicted model, not a curated record. The transcript has 9 exons.